Messenger RNA from Pseudophryne corroboree (corroboree frog), 3845 nucleotides. Its product is annotated as oocyte zinc finger protein XlCOF7.1-like. Bases 393 to 1871 code for a protein of 492 amino acids. The transcript has 7 exons. NCBI's taxonomy places the organism in Eukaryota, Metazoa, Chordata, Amphibia, Anura, Myobatrachidae. Gene Ontology annotation, biological process: regulation of DNA-templated transcription. The record is from RefSeq and is a predicted model, not a curated record.
UAGUGUAGUGAAGCUACUUGUGUAACGUCAUAUAUAAUUUCCUACACAGGAACAUACUCACCGUCUGCCAUACACUGUGUAGUGAAGGCUCACAGUUCUAACCCCGCCGAAAGAGGUCCAAAACGCCACCUUUGCGUUCGCUUCCGGUCUGUGCGGUUCACCUUCCGGAAUGGUAGAUGCUAGAAUCAAGUGGGAUGUGCGUCCCAGCUUACUUCCGGCCUGUGCGUUCCACCUGACUCCCUCAGGCCCAUCUCCUCCCUCUGCGCUCCACAGGCCAGAAGUGAUUGUUCUUCCACUGUAGCUCCCCGGAAAAUAAGCAGUGAGGAGCCAGACCCUUUACACUAGUCACGUGACGGUGAGACGUGUCCUGUAUAAAUCAUUGAUCACGGAGGAUGGGUAAGGCCCGGAGUCACAGGACAGAAAAGAUACUAAAUCUCACCCUGGAGAUCAUCUACCUGCUGAUUGAGAAGGAUUACAUAGUAGAGAAUAAGACAUCUGUUCAUCAUGAGACACCCAGUAGCCGUCCCUGUGUGUCAGGAGGAUUGGACAGGAUCCAGAGCCUCAUCAUGGAGCCUCCACCUCACUCACUGAUACAUGAGAGAGACAAUGACCAGAAGAUCCUGGAACUCACCAACAAGAUCAUUCAGCUGCUGACUGGAGAGGUUCCUAUAAGGUGUCAGGAUGUCACUGUCUAUCUCUCCAUGGAGGAGUGGGAGUAUAUAGAGAGACACAAGGAUCUGUACAAGGACGUAAUGAUGGAGAAUCACCAGCCCUUCACAGCACUGGAUGGACCCAGUAUCAAAGAUAACCCAGAGAGAUGUCCCCGUCCUCUGUAUUCACAGGAUUGUACACCGGAGAAUCACAGGAACCCACAGGAGGAUCAAAGUGAAGGUCUGACAGAUGUUAAGGUAGACUAUAUAGAGGGAGAAGAAGAGACGUGUGUGAGGGGUGACUAUCAGUGUAAGGAGGAGGAAAUCCCUACAGAUAUCAGCACAGAUGGAGGUAACAGCAGGAAUAUGUCGGAAGAAUAUCUCAUUUUAUCUCCAGACUUUAAAAUAGAAGAGAACAUCACACAGGAUGAUCCAGGAGAAAACCCCUUUACCCCAAUUACACAUCCAGUACCGCUCAGUGCCGAUAUGUCAUCUGAUCCCUCAAACCAUGAGCAAUGUCCUCCUGAUAAAUCAGAUAUUGCUACACAUAGUACAGCUUUGAGAGUAGCCGCAAUUGCUCCCUGUUCUGUAGAUGGCCAAUGUUUUACACAGGAAACAAAACUUAUUACCCAUCAGCCAGUUAAGGCCAGUGUGAAGUCAUUUUCAUGUUCUGAGUGUGGGAAAUGUUUUCCAUGUAAAUCACAUUUUGUUAUGCAUCAGAGAUGUCACACAGGGGAGAAACCAUUUUCAUGCUCAAAGUGUGGGAGAUGUUUUACACAGAAAUCAAAUCUUGUUAGACAUGAGAGAAGUCACUCAGGGUCUGGGAAUCAUUUUACAGAUAAAGCAAUUCUUACACAUGAGAUGCUUAACACAAGGGAGAAGCCAUUUCCGUGUGCUGAGUGUGGAAAAUGUUUUACACAUAAAUGUACUCUUGUUUCACAUCAGCAACUUCAUACAGGUGAGAAGUUUCCGUGUGCAAACUGUGGGAAAUCUUUUAUGAAGAAAUCCCACCUUGUUACACAUCAGAGUUGUCACACAGGGGAGAAGCCAUUUUUAUGCUCAGAGUGUGGGAAAUGUUUUACAAAGAAAUCAAAUCUAGUUAGACAUGAGAGAAGUCACACAGGGGUGAAACCAUUUCCAUGUUCAGAGUGUGGGAAAUGUUUUACAUAUAGAUCAGCUCUUGUUUUACAUCAGAGAAGUCACACAGGUGAAACUUUGUAAAUUUGUAAACUUUGUAUUUUCUCUAGAGAACACAUCUUACAUAGGGCCUAAUUCACACCUGAUUGCUGUGCUGCAAAUUACACUGUCCUGCGAUCAGACAGUCACCGCCCAGGUGGAGUGAAAAUUUGCCCCGUGCAAGUGUGCGAUUGCAUGUGUAAACUGCGAAAAUUCCCCUCAGUCAGCGGACAGCUGUUAAACCGUUCGCAUCACACUCACCAUCGAAUGUUUUUCCCAUUCUGAGCAGUGUGUGCAGUCUGUGCAUAGCUCAAUACUCACUCCUCCAGUGCGAAGGAAUCAGGCUGAUCGGGGCCGGAGCUGACGUCACACACCCGCCCUGAAAACGUUUGGGAACGCCUGCGUUUUUCCAGACACUCCCUGAAAAUGGCAAUUUACCACCCCUUCCUGUCAAUCACCUUACGAACAGUCAAGCGAUAGAAAUUUUCGCACCAUCCUGUCGCUGUUUGGCCAUGUGCAUUGCGGUGCAUACACAUACGCAGUAGUUCGAUAAUCGGCAGCUCUGUGAAAAUGCACAGCAGUGAUCAGGUCUGAAACGGGCCCAUAGUAUUUUUCCUGACAAGCACUUUUACAAAAAAAAUUGUAACCAUUACACAAAUCUUUGAGCUGCUGCUGUUUGUAUUACUGUUAUAGUUUUGUGUUUUUGUUAUUAUUCUUCUUAUCCAUUUUGCCAUAUAAUAUCCAUUGAGUGAAUUGAAAUGUAGUAACUUUGUAGCAUGUAUAGUAGUUUAUAGAAAUGGAUCACCCAAAUGUUAUACAAGAGUCUAUGAAGAUAUGAGGAACAGUGCUCAAGGAGGCAACGGGGUAAUUUAGGUCCUAUCUUGUAGGACCUAAGAAGUUCAAAAGUCUAUGGCAGUGGUUCCCAAACUCAGUCCAAAAUUCACCCAGUCCAGGUUUUAAGGAUAUUCAUGUUUAUCCACUUAUCUGGCGUGGUCGUAUCUUAUGCGACCACACCAGGCUAAGCUUUUCCUGAUGUGGUCGCAUCUGAGGUGACUGUGUCAGAAGAGCCUCCUGGCAGCCAAUUUUUCAGGAUCUGCUGGGCUCAUCCCACUCAGAUGACCCCUGAGGUUGCUGUAGCAUCUUCCCUAUGUGUUCUGCAGCUGAGCUGUGUACAGGGGUAUGGGACUCAGGGUGACAGUGUCUAAGUCGACACCGGAAAUGGGUCGACACAGCCAUUAGGUCGACUUGAACCAGGUCGACAUGGAAAGGACGACAUGAGGUUUUUAUGGUUUUUUUGGUGUUGUUUUCUUCGUAAAGUGACGGGGAACCCUAAUUAGUGCACCGUGUCCCCUUGCAUGGCUCACUUCGCUCGCCAUGCUUUGGGCAAGGUGCCACGCUGCGCUCGGCACAGGUUACCGUUCCCAGUUGUAGUCCACGUGGAUUGUAAAGUAUGAAAAAGUUCAAAAAAUUAAGAAAAAAAUUUGAAAAACUCAUGUCGACUUUUUUCCCGUGUUGAAAAUAUUGCCUGUGUCGACCUAGAGUCCGAAUACCGUGUACGGAAGGGGGUUCGGUCCUCUUGCAACCUGAGCUCGGGGAUCAGGAAAGCUGCAGCUUAACUUUUCUACUCCGGCUACAGAUACUGCCAUAGGUCAGCUGCAAUGGGAAAUUCCGCCAACCUGGGCUGCUGACUGCACUGCAGCAGCACCACCUCCCCCUGCCCUCUCCCAGCCAGCAGUAAUUGUUAGUUUUUUUAAAUUAUUAAGGGGUCUAUUCAUGAAGCAGUGAAAACAGUGGAGAAGUUGCCCAUGGCAACCAAUCAGCUGCAACUUAUAAUUUUAUAGAAUGCACUUUAGAAAUGUUACCUCAACACUGGUUGCCAUGGGCAACUUCUCCACUCUUUUCACUGCUUCACCCCUAAAUUAUGUAAAUAAACGAUUUAACUCUUAUUCUGUAAAAAUAAGAAUUUACUUACCGAUAAUUCUAUUUCUCGUAGUCCGUAGUGGAUGCUGGGAACUCCGU